CCCAGCCACGACACCUCCACGCGAUUUCACCCGACGGCCCGAGCCAGGCUCCUAAACCUCCCCCGCUCUUCUCCCCCAGCCGCUUCGCCGCCGCCCGCCGCCCGCCGCCCGCGAUGGAGGCCCUCCACGAGGAGAUGCCCUUCGACCUCUCCUUCCACCCCUCCGCGCCCCUCGUCGCCACCUCCCUCAUCACCGGCGAGCUCCACAUGUUCCGCUACGCCGACGGUUUGCCGCUGGAGAGGUUGUUCGUGGCAAAACCUCACAAGGACUCUUGUAGGGCUGUUCGUUUUGUGGACUCAGGAACUGCGAUUCUGACGGGAUCUGCUGAUAUGUCGAUUGUCGCUUCUGAUGUAGAAACAGGCAAAGUCAUUGCCCGUUUGGAUAAUGCACAUGAUGACGCCAUAAACCGCCUUGUGUGUCUUACUGAAACUACAGUUGCUUCAGGCGAUGAUGACGGUUACAUUAAGGUGUGGGAUACUCGGCAACGAUCUUGCUGCAACACUUUUCACCGCCAUGAAGAUUACAUAUCAGAUAUGACCUAUGUAGCUGGCUCAAAUCAAAUAUUGGCUACAAGUGGUGAUGGAACUUUAUCUGUGAACAAUCUCCGGGGUAACAGAGUAAAGUCACAAUCUGAAUUUUCAGAAGACGAACUCCUAUCUGUGGUGGUAAUGAAGAAUGGCCAAAAAGUUGUUUGUGGAACUCCAAGUGGAGCUCUAUUGUUGUACUCGUGGGGACAUUUUAAGGACUGCAGUGACCGUUUUCUGGGGCACGCACAGUCUGUUGAUAACUUGCUGAAGCUGGAUGAAGAAACUCUGAUAUCUGCUGCAGCAGAUGGUGUGAUCAGGUUAGUGGGUAUCUUACCGAAUCAGAUAAUACAGCCGCUAGCUGAGCAUUCAGAAUUUCCAAUCGAGGCGCUUGGUUUCUCGCACGAUAGGAAGUAUCUAGGCAGCAUUUCACAUGACAAAAUGAUAAAGCUCUGGGACAUGGAGGAACUCCUGGGCGGUCCACAGUUAAAUCACCAGAACGACAUGCCCGAAGCCAACGCAGCCGUCCAUCACGACGAGUUGCCUGAAGCCAACGCGGCCAUCCACCACGACGAGUUGCCUGAAGCCAACGCCGCCGCUGGUCACCACGACGAGUUGCCUGCAGCCAACGCCGCCGUCGUCAACCACAACCAGCCGGCUGAAGCUGACAGCGACGACGACGGGAUGGACGUGGACAUGGAGCCAAGCUCUUCAAACGUGUCGAGGAGCAAGAAGAAGGGCAAGGGCAAGAAGCUGGACGGGUUCGCGCCGGACUUCUUUGCAGAUCUGUAGCCUGCCCAGGCGAGGGCAAAGAGGCCGCCCUUGAGAUGUUCACUUGUCAAGGGUCAGUUUUGAUGUUGUCUCAGUAUAUCGGGUUGUAGGAGGAAUGUUUUAGUUUAUUUAUAGGCGUGAGGAGUGUGAACUUGGCUAUCAUAGUAACGUGUAUUUCCGGCUGCAGAUGGCCCCCUGAAGUGAAGCAUACGUGUAGUAUCUUUUAUUGUCGCAACAAUUUGUGUCCUGCCUUGUUCUCUGAAUGUUUUAUCAUAUUCUGGCUCGUUUUUGUCUCGA
This is a messenger RNA of Aegilops tauschii subsp. strangulata, 1592 nucleotides long. Its product is annotated as WD repeat-containing protein 55. Lineage: Eukaryota; Viridiplantae; Streptophyta; Magnoliopsida; Poales; Poaceae. Gene Ontology annotation, molecular function: protein binding. The record is from RefSeq and is a predicted model, not a curated record.